CGACGCGCCACGGUUUCUUCUGCCGAAUGAAUCACUUCCGAAUCACCGAUGAAUGAUAUUAAAAUGCGCUUUUCAAAUACGUUAUUAUACCAAAAUCUAUAGUGCAGAAUUUCAAUUACAAUAUCGCAUACGACGCAAGCAUCACUGCAAAUGCGUAAUCAGAAGCAAUGCGAAUUCUCUAAGUAAAUCAAGCGCAAAACGCUUAUGCGACAAAUUCGAACGGACCGACUUGUCACCCAAUGCGGGUUCUGUCAAUACGUUUAUCACAUUAUUUUUAAUGUAAUGAGAAUAGCAAUGAAACUCAUUCUACUCGAUAUCAUUGUAUAUGUGCUGGGUCGUGCGAACUGAAAACAACAUGCAAAAUGCCAAUUUGAAACUUUUUCUCGUACAUACAUAUAUUUAAAUUCUAUAACCCUAAAAAUUUCCCCGUCAACGUUGUACCCAAAUAAACGAAACGCAUCUCUAGUCGAUUAAAAGUAGCAAAAUGAUUCCGAUGUCAAGGUUAGAAAUAAAUGUUAGAAGACUUUUAACACGUUGUGAACUUAUGGCUAAAGAUGAUCAGCAAACCGACUGGAGACUUGAGAAGUUCAUACUGGCACUCGAUGAUUUCGUAAACGAACUGCAAACAUUGCCAAAUAAACCAUCCAAAGAUACCAUUACUGAAUAUAUUAGGCGAGUUGAAUUUUUGAAGGGUGUUGUUGGUACUGCAAAAUUAUCAAACCCUGUGGAGAGGGUAGCCGCAGUUCAAAUGUUAUCCAAGACUCCGGUAUCCAGUACAGAUACAGUGCGGCCUAAUAUUGCAACACAAAUACAUCAAAAAACAACUGCUAAAUAUACUAAGGAACUACGAGAUGAGUUAUUCAAUAAUGAUAAAGGAUUGUCUGAUGAUGGUCUGAGGCAAAGAUUUUCCAACACUAAUGCUCACGAGGAGAACUUGGAUGCAAUUUUAAAAUAUAACCGCAACAUACAAGAGAAAAUAGCUGAGAAUAUGCUCUCAAUGAUUGGUAACAUGAAAGAGCAUGCUCUCACUGCCAGAACGGUGAUCAAAAACGAUAUCGGCUCUUUAGAGAAGUCAGAGAAAUUGACAGACAUCAACACAGAUAAGUUGAAGAAGGAAUCUGUUAAAUUAGAAGAACACACAAAAUCGAAUUGGAGGUGCUGGGUAUGGGUAAUGGUUGCGUUUGUACUUGUCGUGUUUUUCAGUAAGUACACUAUAAUGCUCUGUACUUGCGACAAAUAUAUAGUACUUCUGUCUCUGAUUCCUAUUCAUUGUUGUUUCCAGAUAUGGUGCUUUUUAUGAAAAUUUCAAAGAAGAAAUAAUACACAUUCCUAAUUCUAUUUAGUUCCAAUAUUAUCAGGUCGGUGAGGGUCCAUGAGAUGUUUCAGUGAUACCCUGCUUGCACUCAGAAAUGUUGAAUUUUUUGCUUAUCUAUAUUUAUAUUUGUAAAUAAAUGAAAAAUAUUAAU
Messenger RNA from Diprion similis, 1466 nucleotides. It is a transcript of the gene Use1, whose product is annotated as vesicle transport protein USE1. The record is from RefSeq and is a predicted model, not a curated record. NCBI's taxonomy places the organism in Eukaryota, Metazoa, Arthropoda, Insecta, Hymenoptera, Diprionidae. Gene Ontology annotation, biological process: retrograde vesicle-mediated transport, Golgi to endoplasmic reticulum. The transcript has 4 exons. Gene Ontology annotation, molecular function: SNAP receptor activity. Gene Ontology annotation, cellular component: endoplasmic reticulum; SNARE complex. Bases 485 to 1300 code for a protein of 271 amino acids.